CUGGCGACAUAUGUAUGGUUGGUGAAAGGAAUGAUUUAGUGGUUGACUAAAAGUCGUUGGACACUUUUCACGGAGGCGCUAUAUACAGUACUCGGUGGCGUUUCGGGUCGGGCCGGGUCAAACCGGUUAACGAUAUCAGAGAAAGUCUUCUCAAUGGCUCCAACGAUUACGACGACCUACACAUCAAUUCCGAUCCCUACCGGCGACGUCAUCUCCCGAUCAAUCCACAAUCUCACUUCCGCUAUCUCUCGCCGCCGUCCCUGGUCGGAACUCGUCUUUUCCGGCGCCUUCUGCUUCCCGGAGCGAUUCUCCUCUCUUCCCCUCCGAUCUCGGACUAAUCUCCGCUACUUCUCCGUCAACUACUCUCUCAUUAUCGGCACCUGCGCGGCGUUCGCUCUCGUCACAGCCAGUCCCGUCGCGCUGGUCGUCGUCGGAACGAUCAUCGCCUUGUGGCUUCUCCUUCACUUCUUCAGGGAAGACCCUCUUCUUCUCUGGGGGUUUCAGGUCGGUGAUCGGACGGUGGUGUGUUUCUUGGUCUUAGCUUCCGUUUGGGCCUUGUGGUUUACAAGCUCCGCCGUGAGCUUGGCCGUAGGUGUCAGCGUUGGCUUGCUAUUGUGCACCGUUCACUCCUUAAUUAGGAACUCUGAUGAACUUUUCCUUGAGGAAGAUGAUGCUAUAACCGGAGGCUUGAUCGGGUCUAAUCGCCGGUGAAAUUUACGGAUGUUAAUUAUUUGUUUUUUUUUUUGGCUACCCUUAAAUUAUCAAAAUUUUCCAAAGAGGCCAUAACUUUUUGUUUGUUUGAUUUCUUGUAAAUUUGUGAGGAUGAUGUGAAAUCUGAUUACUUGUUAUCUUCUUGGAUUGUAAUCACUUCUUGUUUGAUUGAUUAAAUUCUCAAGAGUGAGAGAAACCAA
This is a messenger RNA of Brassica napus (rape), 911 nucleotides long. RefSeq names its product PRA1 family protein G2-like. Gene Ontology annotation, biological process: vesicle-mediated transport. Lineage: Eukaryota; Viridiplantae; Streptophyta; Magnoliopsida; Brassicales; Brassicaceae. The record is from RefSeq and is a predicted model, not a curated record. Gene Ontology annotation, cellular component: Golgi apparatus; endoplasmic reticulum. Bases 154 to 711 code for a protein of 185 amino acids. The transcript has a single exon.